Messenger RNA from Papaver somniferum (opium poppy), 1083 nucleotides. RefSeq names its product calcium-dependent protein kinase 7-like. Lineage: Eukaryota; Viridiplantae; Streptophyta; Magnoliopsida; Ranunculales; Papaveraceae. The record is from RefSeq and is a predicted model, not a curated record. Gene Ontology annotation, cellular component: nucleus; cytoplasm. Gene Ontology annotation, biological process: protein autophosphorylation; peptidyl-serine phosphorylation; intracellular signal transduction. Bases 1 to 1083 code for a protein of 360 amino acids. The transcript has a single exon. Gene Ontology annotation, molecular function: ATP binding; calcium-dependent protein serine/threonine kinase activity; calcium/calmodulin-dependent protein kinase activity.
AUGAAGCAAACACAGAAGAGCGGACGCGAUCAGCAACGGUUGACGUACGGGAUGGAUCUUAUUGAAAAAAAGAUGAAGCAAACACAGAAGAGCGGACGCGAUCAGCAAGGGAGGAAGUACGUGAUGGAUCUUGAAUUUUUUGAAUUUUCCAAGAAGAAACUAGACGGUCCUAUGAAGCGGUUAUCAUCAAUGGAUCUUGAAUUUGGCAGAAACAAAGAUGAAAAACUAAUAAUCCAUAGCCAGAAACCCGAAAAAGUCUUUGACGGAAAAUACUUGUUGGUUUGUGAAAUUGGCAGAGGCGCAUUCGGGAUUGUCUACUACUGUAUAGAUAAAAACACUAAACGAGCUUUUGCAUGUAAAUAUAUUCCUAAAAACCCUAAACAUCCAAGUGCUGUUCAUGAGAUAUCAGUCAUGGCUAAUAUCCGUCAUCCAAAUGUUGUUAGUCUAAAAGACAGUCGUGUAGACGAGAAAUCAACACAGAUUGUAAUGGAGCUGUGCCAAGGAGGUGAUCUUUUGAAUCGAAUGGGCGACAGAGGUCUUUCUGUUACAUGCAAAAGUCUUUUUAGUGAACCAAUAGCCGCGCAUAUUUUGAAAUCCAUUGUGGAAGUGGUCAAGGAGUUUCACGAACACGGAGUUAUGCUUAGAGACUUAAAUCCGAGAAAUUUCGUAUUCGUUGAUAACAGGGACAACUCUGCUCUUAAAGCCAUUGAUUUUGGACUUUCGAUUGAUUUUAAACCGGGCCAGAGGUUUUCAUAUAGACCUGCAUGUACUCAUUUUCUGGCCCCUGAGGUUUUGAGACAGAAUUACGGACCAGAAGCUGAUAUAUGGAGUGCAGGAGUGAUUCUGUAUAUGAUGUUAGGUGGGCGAUUUCCAUUUUUUGCAAAAGAUGCGAAGAGUCUUGAGGCCCAAAUUAAAUAUGGGUUCGUAGAUAGGAUAACGAAUCCAUGGCCAAGGGUUUCCGACAGCGCCAAGAAUCUUGUUAGAAAUAUGUUAGAGGUUGAUGCUAGUAAGCGUUUCACUGCUGAGCAAGUUCUUAAUCAUCCAUGGUUACUGGUGAAUGCCAAGAAAAAUCCAACUAGCUGA